This is a messenger RNA of Drosophila melanogaster (fruit fly), 2089 nucleotides long. RefSeq names its product dephosphocoenzyme A carrier (gene DPCoAC). Gene Ontology annotation, biological process: transmembrane transport. Lineage: Eukaryota; Metazoa; Arthropoda; Insecta; Diptera; Drosophilidae. Gene Ontology annotation, cellular component: membrane; mitochondrial inner membrane. Bases 474 to 1571 code for a protein of 365 amino acids. The transcript has 7 exons. The record is from RefSeq and is marked reviewed.
AAUUGCUCUUUGGAGCUUCGCAGGCGGAGUCCGAGAAUCGCGCGGAAAAUGUGCAUUAACAAAUAGAAAAAUCCGAAAUAAAGACAAAGAAUUAGCUCGCGGUUAAAGAGAAUACAGCACCUGUGUUUUUGGAAUCGAAAAUCAGUGCGAAACGCCUACCACUGCUGUGUGUUGUUGUUAUUGUUGCCAAGGCCGAAGGAGCGAAAAGGGAGGCCGAAAAAAAAGAAUCUGUGCUAACAAAAACAAAGCGCCGGCAACAACAGCAUCCCAGUGCACAGUGGUCGAAAAGUGUCGUUCAUCGCUCGAAUUCCUUAUCAAAAAAUUUGUUUAUGGAGGGGGCACAUAUCAAGAGGCUGUGCUAAAAUCACACUUAAGCCGCAAGCAAAGGCGCGGAAUAUUUGCUAAACUACUUUUGGCCCAACUUUUCAAGAUAGAAGAGCUGAAAUCGCUAGGUCCCCCAGUCCGAGUCUGCGAUGAGCCGACUCCUGGAGAAGCCCAACAUCGCCAUGUCCAUCAAGUCCACGGGUAGUCAGCUCUCGAGCACGAUGACGACAGCCUCGGCGACGCUGUCCUCGGACCUGGACGAUGCGGACACAUCCCGCACCCAGCUGAGUCCAUCGGAAACAUCUGGAGUAGUCCUCGUACCCGCCACUACAGUCACACCCAUGCGCCAGAAAAUCGACCAGGUGGUGAUCAGCCUGAUAUCCGGAGCAGCGGCGGGGGCGCUGGCCAAGACGGUCAUCGCCCCGCUGGACCGCACAAAGAUCAACUUCCAGAUCCGCAACGAUGUGCCCUUCUCGUUUCGAGCCUCGCUGCGCUACCUGCAAAACACCUAUGCCAACGAGGGCGUUUUGGCCCUGUGGCGGGGGAACUCGGCCACGAUGGCCAGAAUCGUGCCCUACGCAGCCAUACAGUUCACGGCCCACGAGCAGUGGCGUCGCAUCCUGCACGUCGACAAGGACGGCACCAACACGAAAGGUCGUCGGUUUUUGGCUGGCUCCCUGGCGGGAAUCACCUCACAGUCGCUGACGUAUCCUCUGGACCUGGCACGCGCCCGCAUGGCCGUCACGGAUCGGUAUACUGGCUAUCGGACGCUGCGACAAGUCUUCACCAAGAUCUGGGUGGAGGAGGGUCCGCGGACGCUGUUCCGCGGCUACUGGGCGACCGUUCUCGGCGUGAUUCCCUAUGCGGGCACCUCCUUCUUCACCUACGAGACUCUUAAGCGGGAAUACUAUGAAGUGGUCGGCAACAAUAAACCCAAUACUCUAGUCUCGCUGGCCUUCGGUGCUGCGGCUGGUGCCGCCGGGCAAACGGCCAGCUAUCCAUUGGACAUUGUGCGGCGAAGAAUGCAGACAAUGCGGGUGAACACGGCUGGCGGAGAUCGGUACCCAACCAUCCUGGAGACUCUCGUCAAGAUCUAUCGUGAGGAGGGCGUCAAGAACGGUUUCUACAAGGGACUUAGCAUGAACUGGAUCAAGGGACCCAUCGCCGUGGGCAUCAGCUUCUCCACCUACGAUCUGAUCAAGGCGUGGCUCACGGAGCUGGCCAACUUGAGACGGGUUGAGAAAUAGCCCAGCUCCCUGCCCCUGCCACUCGUCACCCAUAAACACCACACCAAAAACGCACUGCUUUGAUCUUAAGUCUCGCGAUCGAUGGAUGAGCUGAGGAAAUAGAAGUGAAGCACCGACAUGCUCUAAUUGUUAGAUAUUUUUUAGCUGUUAGUUGUGAGGGAGAGAAGCGAUGAAGUGAAGACACCCGAAAGCGCUUAACUUUGUUAUUAACCGUAAUUGAUUUAUUAUCGCCGUAAGCCGAAAGUAUAUCAGCCAAUAAACUGUCUGAAUAAUGACUCGCCUGGCACAUACUGCUCCCCAGGACCUCGUAUUCAAUGGUGUUGCUUUGACAAUAACACUCCUAGAUUAAUGAUUACGAUUUACCCGAACAUUUUGUAUAUUGUGUAUUGCCAACUCAAUGUCAAGGCGCUGCGACUGUUAAAAUAGUCAUGAAUUUGAGGGUGUUCACACCAGCAUAUACUAUGUAAUUCUUGUAUGUUAGUGUGUUUUUAUUAUUAAAAUUUACAAAAUUGUUUAAC